AUGGUUUGUACAAAGUGCGAAAAGAAACUAUCCAAGCUCGCCGCUCCCGACCCCUUCUCCGCCUCCACAUCACAAGGUCGCAAAGUCGGGGAGAACAAGCUACUCACAUCCGGCGUUGGGCCAAGCAGUCUCAAGUCCAAGGGAUCGUUGGCGAACACGAGAUUCACGCCUUAUGGAGGGAAGUGCAAGGAUUGUAAGAGUACGGUGACGCAGAAUGGGGCCAAGUACUGUCAUGGCUGCGCAUUCAGGAAAGGCUUGUGCUCAAUAUGCGGGAAGAAGAUAUUAGACACGAAGCAGUACAACAUGAGCAACAAGUAG
Molecule: messenger RNA, 318 nt
Organism: Dacryopinax primogenitus
Lineage: Eukaryota; Fungi; Basidiomycota; Dacrymycetes; Dacrymycetales; Dacrymycetaceae
Exons: 3
Coding region: 1-318 (105 amino acids)
Biological process (GO): cytoplasmic microtubule organization
Molecular function (GO): microtubule binding
Source: RefSeq, a predicted model, not a curated record